AUGGUUCAGGGGUUGAGGGCACUCAAAUCGGCGCUAGUGGAAUACGUCAAGAGAUGCGUUGCUGAGAGGCGGUCGGCGCCGUCCAAUCACCCUACUGGGCCAAGUACCUCCCCCCUCGACGACGACGGAAUCGUAACUAAGACGGCGUCUCAAGCUGGCGUGUUUUGCCCGGCGUAUUCCGGCGCGCACGACACUAGAACUAGCGGUCAUGUUGGCGGCGGUGGCGAGGCCGACCUGGUAGGAGAAGAGGAGCAGAUGGCAGGGUCUGUUGAGUCAUCUACUGACUCAGAGUCAGAGUCGGGAUCCGAGGAGGAGGAGGAGGAUGAAGAGGAGGAGGAGCGUGCAGGGAAGAUGGCUGUUGGUGCUGAGGCGGACACAGACGCCGACCGCGGUGCUGGUCGCGACCCGACGUCGACCGGCGGGACAGGCGCAACUGCAGCGUUGGCUGGGGACAAGCCUCGUAGGAAGGCGCCAGUGCAUGGUCAGCCUGCGUCGACCACAUCUUCAAAGUCGGCGUUUGCAGCCGCACUUGCUCACGUGAAGCGACUGGAAGAGGAGAACAUGAAACUGAGGGACGAGAAUGCGGGGCUGCGGUCGGAUCUGGUUACCGAGAGGUGUCGGACGGAGGGGUUGUUGGCGACGGCGGUUGAGUGCCUCGCGGCUAUCAAGUCGCUUACCGAACGCGUCGCCGCCGCCGAGCAGACUGCGGGGACACACAUCUCCACAGCCACAGCAGCCAUGACCGGCGUCUUCACCAAGGUGCUGGACGAUCGGGUUGCUCUGGUCAAGGCGUGCAGCAGCAUGGCGACGCCGUUGUUGGGGGAAAUCACAAAGGGCUUGGACAAGCUGGCCGUCGCCCGCCGUGAUGCCGACGUGUGGUUGGGGAACCACGUGACCAACGUGGGGGAUGACGUUAAGGCGGUGUUGGCCGAAUACAUCCAGACCAAGUUAGCCUCAACUUCCACCAACAUCGUCGGCGGCUUAUCGCGCAGCAUCGUGCCGCCGCCGCCCGGUCCAUCCCCCGCGCUGCCUGAAGAAGUCAUCAAAGCAAUGAGGGAUGACAUUGUUCAGGUGGUAACCGCCGUCACGCAGCAGGCGCUGGGAACCGUCGGCUUCACGCUUCUGCCCAACGUGCUUGCUACAAUGAGGCUGGGGCGGCGUGGUUCGUCCCCGUUGGCCGGCGACCCGGAGACCGCGCAAAGGCAUAGGCCGGAAAAAAGGGCUGCCAGCGGAAGUGCAGCCGACGGCGACAACGCGGGAAAUUCAAAGCGGAGUAAAGGUGCUGGUGUGGAGCGAGCAGUCGGCGGCGACGUUCCAGAUCGUGCCCAGUCCGGAUCUCCCGUCCUCGACAUGCUGAAGAGAAAAGGGGCGACAACUCGGCUCCUUGGCCCGCAUAGUAGAGGCGGAGCUGGCGGCAGCUCGGAGGGCAGGACUGCCGCCGAGGAGGGUGUGCGAGCCGGCGGGUCUUCCACUCACGGCGGUGGAAGGAAAGGUCUGGAGAUUCCACGUCCUGGAGCAAGCGAGGUAGCACCACCGCCGUUCUGUCGUGGUAACGUCGCCGUUGAAUCGGUUGAAGUGCAGGCCGACGCGGCGAUAGGCGUUGAUCGCGGGUCGCCAUUCGAUGUUGAGGCUCCGUCAAUCGGCGAUCAGACUCACCAGGCUCCUGUGGUCGGCGUAGGGGUGGACACGGGCGCCCUCGGCGCGGAGGAUGAUCCCGUGGCGAGAGCGUUGAUGGAGGAGCUUCUUGCUUUUCAGGCGCCCUCGCAGCAGCAGCCCGUCACCAUCGACAACGCCGCUGUCCCAACAACUCGUCGGGGGGCGCAACCUGUCGCCGGUACAGCACCAACAGCCCCGGUCUCGGCCGAUGUCACCGCGCGUCACACGGCAGCACCAUAUGGUGAUCCGCCGACAGGUGGGCCCGUCGCAGCGCCAAGCACGGGGCAAGACAACGCCGGUCAGACCCUCACGGACCCGGUCGCGGCCAUGCUUCUGGCCGCGAUCAACUCGUUUCAAGAGGCGGCACCUUCAUCGCAUCCGCCAACUACUGUCACCAGCGCUGCGCCGACUAUGCAGCUCCCUGCCGCUGUUGCCACGCCGUCGGACCCAGUCUCGGACAUGCUGAUGGCCGAGGUCAACGCGCUUUCAGCAGGUGCACAAUCCGCUCAACCGCAGACUCACGGCACGCGCAUUGUGCCGACCACGGUGAACUUGGCGGAGCCCGUACACCAAGAAGCGGCAAACGAGACGGUUCCAACGGCGGUGCCAACGCAUCACCAGGUCGGCGCGGCGUCUGGACAAGGUGAUUGGGGCGCGGUGGCAGGAGACGAUGGUGCGGGGGAGAUCUCUCUCAUCAUCGAGGACGAGGAUGUGGAAUUGAUACAAGCGGCGAUAGAAGCAGACGAAGUUGCCGCACUUCGGGCCUUCCAGACCGGCCCGAUCGGCGUCACUGGUUCUGACCAGGCUGGUCUGGCGGGAGAGUCCACUCGGCCCACCGCCGUUACAGUGGCUAGUCAGGCCGGCCAGGCCGGGCCUUCGGACAGGUCGGCGGGUGUCACUGUUGCGGUCCGGGCGGGUCAGGCGGGGACGUCCACUGCUCUGGCCGGUGGACCAGUGGGUGAACACGCCGACAAGGAUGGACAGACCGAUCGUGCGGCUGGAGUCGGCGAAAAAAAGAAUAAACGGAAGGGUAAAGCCGCCGCGUCGCAGAAGGCCGUCGUUCCGAAAGAUCGCAGGGGGCAUGGUAUUAGGCUGGACAGGACGAGCGGUGGCGGGUGGCAAGGCGAGGUAAACCUGGCUGGAAAGAGUCGCUACACGGGGAGAUCGGACGACAGGAUGGAAGUGGCGUACCUCAACGGCGUUGCGACGACCAUCUUCGACGGACACGCCAGCCAAGUCCUGCUGGCCGAAAUGACCGGCGUUAAAGCCGAAGAAAUGACGCGGUGGAAGGCGGAGUGGGAGGAGGCAAAGGUGAUGCCGAAGGGUAUGUGGACGGUGAUGUGGUCCCGCGGCGCCACCAUGUUUCGUGCACGGUUCCAGAAAGUCCUCGCCGACUUCAAACAGAAGAAGUCAUCAGGGCCCCCGCUGAUGAAAGUGCUGAGGCCGGCGGUGUGGUUCGGCACUGGUUGGGAGCCGGCCAAGCGCAAGCAGCAGCUCAGCGACAUCAUCAACCGCGCUUGCUUGUGCGCGGCGUUUGGGCCAGUCGCGGCAGAUGCCGUCCCCAAAACAAAUGCAGACGCCAAGCGCAUAGGCCAAGCCGUUGCCGCUUCAUCCUGCGCCGUGUGGUGCUUCGCCGAGACCGCGGCCGAGGUCGGCAAUGCGGCGGGUGAAGCGAAGGCGGCGGCACUGCUGUGUGAAGCGAGCACCGAUUUUGCUGACACUUGUCACGACGUCAUGGUUGCGGUGCUAGAAACGGCGGUUGCGAGACAACCCGUCCUGGGAGAGGUCUCGUGCAACGUCACCGACGCACUGCAGAAGGAUGCUCUUCGGAAGGCGUGCAAGGGCUGUGACCCCACACCCGACGCCGAGAUUAUCGCGAGGGCGACUAUCGAGACCCUCGCUUUCUGGGGGUCGUGCAACGCCGGCGGCCCCCUCCUCCGAGCACGCGGCAUUCAAGUGCCGCUGGACAAGCAGAUGGAGAAGGAUAUGGAUAACAGGGGAAAGAAGGGGCAGAAGGGGAAGCACGCCGCGUAG
Messenger RNA from Closterium sp. NIES-65, 3690 nucleotides. The record is from the annotation of a GenBank genome assembly. Lineage: Eukaryota; Viridiplantae; Streptophyta; Zygnematophyceae; Desmidiales; Closteriaceae.